AUGUCAGUUUAUAGAAUAUUAGGAGGAGUCUAUAUAUCCUCAAUCGAACCAAUCAACCAAGGACUCGACCUUAAAACCCAAUAUGGAAUAACCCAUAUCUUAUCCAUCAUCCCGGGCCCAAUCCCACAACAAUACUCAUCAUCCUCCACAUAUACCUGGAAACAAAUCGAAGUCACCGAUGAAGAAACUACAAAUUUAUUACCCUAUUUCAAUGAUUGUUAUGAAUUUAUAGAAUCGGGAUUAUUCAAAGAUUCGGUGGAUAAAAAGAAACAUCUGGCUUGUGUAUUGAUACAUUGUUCACAAGGAGUUUCAAGAUCUGUUGCUAUUGUGAUGGCAUAUUUGAUGAAGAAAUAUAAUCUUAGUUUGGAACAAUCCUUACAUGCCGUCAAGAGGAAAAGUCCAGCAGUGGGACCGAAUGCGGCGUUUAUGGAACAAUUGAAGUUGUAUAAAGAAAUGAAUUGUGUUGUGGAUGAGAAUAAUGAAAUAUAUAGACAAUAUCUUGUGGAGCUUAAUCUUAAGAUAGACCCAACUGGGCAAUCAUUACGGGAAUUAAUGAUGCAGAAAGCAGAAAUUGGAAAACAGCAACAAGAGAAAUCAGGUGAGCAACAAGAAAAGUUUGAUUUAAGAUGUAAGAGAUGUCGACAAGUAGUUGCAAAUAACACCCAUAUAGAAUUUCAUUCCAUCCCAGAAUCAGAUUCUCGUCAACAUCAAUUCAUAAAAACCGCUCCAAAUUCAAGAAGAAUCAUAUCUGUUCAAGAAGGAAGUUCAAAAUGUUCACAUUAUUUCCUUAAAGAACCUUUGGUAUGGAUGAAAGAAGAACUUGAUAAGGCAGAACUAGAAGGGAGAUUCCAAUGUCCAAAAUGUGCUUCCAAAGUUGGAGGAUAUAGUUGGAGAGGUUCUCGUUGUUCUUGUGGGAAAUGGAUGGUUCCGGCAAUUCAUUUACAAGAUGCAAAAGUUGAUUUAAUUAAAGAUGUACAUGCUCCUAUACAUUCCUUCCAAGGAUAA
Molecule: messenger RNA, 1005 nt
Organism: Hemisphaericaspora subhashii
Lineage: Eukaryota; Fungi; Ascomycota; Pichiomycetes; Serinales; Debaryomycetaceae
Gene: YVH1
Product: tyrosine protein phosphatase
Exons: 1
Coding region: 1-1005 (334 amino acids)
Biological process (GO): protein dephosphorylation
Cellular component (GO): nucleus
Molecular function (GO): protein tyrosine/serine/threonine phosphatase activity
Source: RefSeq, a predicted model, not a curated record